This is a messenger RNA of Ostreobium quekettii, 672 nucleotides long. Lineage: Eukaryota; Viridiplantae; Chlorophyta; Ulvophyceae; Bryopsidales; Ostreobiaceae. The record is from the annotation of a GenBank genome assembly.
AUGGGCGGCGAUCGGUGCGGCAAGGGGGGCGUGGCUGUCAGCGGCGGCGGGGCGUCUUUGGCGUGGCGUGCGGACAUGGUUGUUUAUGAGGAGCGCGAGGAGGGAGACAGGGGGGAGGGGGGUUACCGGCGGCUGGAGCACAUCUGGGAGGAGACCUGGCAGGCGCCGCGGCGCGCGGACAAGUACGGUCCCGGCAUCGGCGGCGGGAUGAUGAUGUCGGCGAGGAGGGGCGGGCAGGCCCCCGGGGACCGGCGGGGGUGCGGGGGGGGCCGCUCGGCGUCGGCGGACGCGAUCGAAUGCGACUUCGGGCGGCUGGAGGCGAUCUGGGAUGCCUGGUGGUCGGUGCCGCGGCGCGCGGUCGGCCGCCAGGAUGCGAUUUGCGGCAAGGCCGAGGGGAAGGCCGUCGAGGCCAAGGCCGGGAGGCUUGAAAAGGCGGUUGGGGGAGAUCGGCGCGGGGAUGCCGGCCUCGAGGCGGGGUCGCCGGUGGCGGGGUCGCCGGUGGCGGGGUCGCCGGCGGCCGCCGGGCACCACAGACGGUCGCGCAGCUGGACGGGAACGGAGUUCAACCGCAUGGCGGGGCCGUGGCCCCUGUGGCAGGCGGGAGUGGAGAGCAUCCCAGGUUUUGACAUCAACGCACUGAAUGGAGCAUGCCAGACAAGUGAGAAGAAUUAA